Messenger RNA from Schistocerca serialis cubense, 600 nucleotides. RefSeq lists its product as uncharacterized. The coding region runs from base 1 to 600 and encodes 199 amino acids. The record is from RefSeq and is a predicted model, not a curated record. The transcript has a single exon. NCBI's taxonomy places the organism in Eukaryota, Metazoa, Arthropoda, Insecta, Orthoptera, Acrididae.
AUGUGUUAUUCCGACUCGCCAGUGCGGCGCCACGACUCGCCAGAGCGGCGCCACGACUCGCCAGAGCGGCGCCACGACUCGCCAGAGCGGCGCCACGACUCGCCAGUGCGGCGGCACGACUCGCCAGUGCGGCGCCACGACUCGCCAGUGCGGCGCCACGACUCGCCAGUGCGGCGCCACGACUCGCCAGUGCGGCGCCACGACUCGCCAGUGCGGCGCCACGACUCGCCAGUGCGGCGCCACGACUCGCCAGUGCGGCGCCACGACUCGCCAGUGCGGCGCCACGACUCGCCAGUGCGGCGCCACGACUCGCCAGUGCGGCGCCACGACUCGCCAGUGCGGCGCCACGACUCGCCAGUGCGGCGCCACGACUCGCCAGUGCGGCGCCACGACUCGCCAGUGCGGCGCCACGACUCGCCAGUGCGGCACCACGACUCGCCAGUGCGGCGCCACGACUCGCCAGUGCGGCGCCACGACUCGCCAGUGCGGCGCCACGACUCGCCAGUGCGGCGCCACGACUCGCCAGUGCGGCGCCACGACUCGCCAGUGCGGCGCCACGACUCGCCAGUGCGGCACCACGACUCGCCAGUGCGGCAUUAA